Molecule: messenger RNA, 2024 nt
Organism: Rhopalosiphum maidis (corn leaf aphid)
Lineage: Eukaryota; Metazoa; Arthropoda; Insecta; Hemiptera; Aphididae
Exons: 1
Coding region: 36-1628 (530 amino acids)
Source: RefSeq, a predicted model, not a curated record
AUAUAGGAGCUGCAGUAGUGUAGUUAUACAGCACGAUGGUGGUUGCGUUGCGGAUUGUUUGUAUUUUAGCAGUUUUCUGUGGAGCACUGCAGGCCGCUCCAACGGUCACGUACGACCAGAGGCAACACGGUGAAUUCAAUUUACAGGUGGAUGUAGACGAUGUCGCUAUAGUAUUGUUGCCGAGCGAUGAGCUCGCCCAAAGAGGUAUACUGCAGAAUAACAAUAAGAUGUAUCAAAUAUUAGGGCGCCGCAACGGCGUCAAAUUGAAAAAAAAGCAUCACAAGAAACCGGUGAACUGCAUGACAACAACGGUUAACCCAGAAGUGCCCUACAGCGAAUUACCGUCAACGUCAUAUCUUCCGACAUCAUCACAGGGAUACGAAGAAUUGUACUCAACGUCGACUUCGAGCCAAGAAAAAUUACAGGAUAUAAUACCCGCGGCUGCUGCAUCGCUCGUGUUUGAAACAAAUGUUCCGACCGCUCUCGAUAGUUUAAACACCACAAGUAGCGACUUAUAUUCUGCAGUUAUAACACCAAGUCCGUUUGAGAAAAAAGUUCAUUUGGAGGUAACUGCAGAUAGUGUCGCAGCUAACUCGUCUGAAAUAGAAGCUGUAAAAACCGUAGAAAAACCUACGAUAGUAGGCGGUGCCGUCGAAACCAAUAAUACAGAAAUGGUUGCGAUACAAACAGUAGAAAAAUCUACAGAUGUAACAAGGUUGCAGGCAUCAGACAUUUCAAAAGGUUCGAAGACUGACGUUAAAACAAUUGAUGCACUUUCAACAAAUUUUGAAGAAAAUCCCGUGAGCGUAUCAUCCGAUGUAAAAAUAGUAGACAAAAUUACUAAUGACGAAAUUAUUAAAAUCGACGAUACCCAGACAAAGGAUUCGAACACUGAAGAUAAAUCAAAUGAAAUAACUACCGUAAGAAUAUUAGAAACUAUAGAAAUCAAGGAAGUCAAACCCGCUGAGAUGAUCGUUAUAAAAACUAUGGAAAAACCUACGGACGGUGGUGCGAUACCCGUAGAGUUCGUUGACGAAUCUGUAGUGGACACAUCGCGUGUAAAUGGUAUGGAGACGCAAGUAAAUACGAAAAUAACUAAUGAACCUACAGAAAUGAUUGCCAUGAAAACUAUAGAAAAACCAACAUUUUCCGAAGUCUUAAAGGUCGUAAAAAACCCUAUGGAUGCGGCUGAUGCAGUUAAAUCUGCAGAUACCCAAGCUAAUAAAACGACUUCGGUAGAUUUGAACAAAAGUCCUGUAGAAUUAGUCGCUAUGAAAACAUUGGAUAGCCCACAUACUACUGUAAGGACAACAACUUCUAUAGAAAAGUCUGGAAUUACAACAAGUACUAAGGUAGUGGAGAUACAAGAAGACACAAAAAUGCAGAGUAGACCUUCGGUAGAAAAUAUAGUCUCAAAGUCUGCUCCAAAACAAACAGAAAUGAUCGCCAUGAAGACAGUGGAAAAUUCGGCGACGGUAAAAAGUGUAAUUUCCGUAAAAACUGUGAUCAAACCUGGAAUUCCAAAGUCAACACUGUCAUCAAACAGUUCCUCGAUCAUGCGUAAGGUAGGCGAUCGUAAACCGUUGCCCACAAUCACAUUAGAAGUGGCAACUCCAAAAGCAUUGUAGGUAAAAUGCUUGAUGAUAAUUGUAAGAUUUUUUAAAAUAUUGAAGAUGUUUUGUCACUUUAGAACAACGUUUAAAUAUAAUUAUAUUUAAAUAAUGUUCAUCUUUCAAGCGUUAGCCUAGUAUAAAUCAAUAUCUGGAUGGCCAGAUAAUGCAAUCUGAAGACUUAUUAUAUUUUAAAAAUCAAAACACGUUUUUAUUAUGUUUAUUUAUUUAAAUAAUACAAAUUUAAAUUUAAAAAAAAAUCUUUUAUUGUUUUUAUGUAAAUAUAUAAUAUUUUAUAGUAUUAAUUAAUAAAAUAAUAGACAAUUUAAGAUAAUUGUAUAUUGAUUAUAGGACAUAAUAUCUUAAAAUAUAAUGAUAUGUUUACAUUAUGAAUUGAUACAAUCGUUUUGGCUA